Messenger RNA from Colletotrichum truncatum, 1527 nucleotides. Its product is annotated as cytochrome b2. The record is from RefSeq and is a predicted model, not a curated record. Lineage: Eukaryota; Fungi; Ascomycota; Sordariomycetes; Glomerellales; Glomerellaceae. Gene Ontology annotation, molecular function: oxidoreductase activity; heme binding.
AUGGCGGCCAAGCCCCAAGAAAGUAACCUCAUCAGCCUCACCGACCUAAGCAAACACAACACCAAGACAGACUGUUGGAUAGCAGUUCAUUCUAAGGUGUGGGAUAUCACCGACUUUAUUAGUGAGCAUCCAGGAGGUCCGUCAGUUCUCUUGAAGUGUGCGGGCUCAAACGCCACAAAGAUUUUUGACGAAGUUCACGCCCCUGACAUCCUUGAGGAACUUCCAGAAGAGAAGUUUGUUGGUGUACUGAGGGACGCUACUCCAGACGUUCCCGCCAUGGCAUCGCAGCCAGCCAGUGAUAACCGCACAGCCGCGUCAACCGUUGGCCUCUCUCACUCUUCUGUAACAGUGCAAGAAGAAGACACUGAAAUCCCUCCUCUUGAAGCCAUCAUUAGCGCCCCAGACCUUGAAGUUGUAGCCUCCAAGGCUUUAACUCCCAAAACGUGGGCCUUUUACUCUUCUGCUGCUACGGACUUAAUAACCCACAAGAAGAACAAGGAGUUGGUGCGAAGAAUCAUGAUUCGACCAAGGAUUCUCAGAAAUGUUUCUCAUGUCGAUUUCAAGACGAGCAUUCUUGGUUUUGAGAGCUCGGCUCCAUUCUUCAUCUCCCCAGCAGCAAUGGCCAAGCUAGUUCAUCCAGACGGCGAGUUAGCUUUGAGCCGAGGAGCCUCCAGUGAAGGGAUCAUUCAAUGCAUUUCCAGUAACGCAUCAUACACCCUCAAGUCUAUUGUAUCAGCUGCGCCCCCAAGCCAGCCAUUCUUCUUUCAGCUCUAUAUCAACUCGGAACGCCAUAAAACGAUUGAGAUUCUUAGGUCUGCGAGGGCACUCGGAAUCAAGGCGAUUUUUGUCACCGUGGAUGCUCCUGUUCCUGGUAAGCGGGAGGCUGAUGAACGCGCAGCCCAAGCAGGUACUAUUAGAUCGGCUAUUAGCAACGCUGAAAGCAGCAAGGACAAGAAAGGAAGCGGUUUGGGGCGACUUAUGGCACAGUAUAUCGACAAGUCAAUCACAUGGGAAGACCUUACGUGGAUUCGUGAGGCGAGCGGUGUACCGAUCGUACUCAAGGGCGUACAAACCGCUGACGAUGUCCGGUUGGCUGUAGAGUAUGGCGUCGAUGGCGUUCUUCUCAGUAAUCAUGGUGGCCGCUCUCUUGAUGGCUCUCAAGCAUCAAUUCUUGUUCUGCUGGAACUCAGAGAACAGUGUCCGGAAGUCUUUGAUAAGCUUGAGGUUUAUAUUGAUGGCGGCUUUGAGCGCGGCUCAGAUAUUCUGAAAGCAAUCGCACUUGGAGCGACUGCAGUUGGCAUUGGUCGGCCGUUCCUCUAUUCCCUGGUCUACGGCCAAGAAGGCGUCGAGCAUUUAUCACAGAUCUUGAAAGAUGAGAUUGAAACUUCAAUGCGACUCUGUGGUAUCACGAGCCUCAGCCAAGCUACUCCCGCAAUGGUAAACACGUUGGACGUAGAUUACAUGGUUAUGUCUGAGGCGCAAGGGCGACAAAAGAGGCCGCUAAGAACACCUCGAUCCAAACUAUGA